CUCAGCAUGGAACAGCACCCGGAGAUGGUGGUAGUGCAGACAGAAAUACAGCUGGAGCAGACGACGCUGCGAAAGAGAAGGAGAGGAAGUCAAAAUAUAAAUUGAACGUUCAUACUAGCAAAGUGGUUCACUCAACAUCUGGUGAUGAAACAAUACUACAAGUAGCACAAGAAGCGCAAGAUGAUCAGGAAGCAGCUACUUUAGAUGAAGAUCAGCGUGAAACUACACCACUCCAGGAUGAUGGAACUGAAACUGAUGCUACAGUACAGCCUCUUUCACCGAAGCGAUCAGCGCUAGUAGUUAUCACGGAAAAGCCAGAAGGUGAGCCACCACAAAUCUAUAUCAACGACGACAAUAAAUCUUCAAAUACUAGCGCAAAGAAAGGUAAACCUCGACCCGUAUCCAAUACUUCCAGUCCUCAGCGCAUGUCAACUGCCGG
Molecule: messenger RNA, 439 nt
Organism: Amoebophrya sp. A25
Lineage: Eukaryota; Dinophyceae; Syndiniales; Amoebophryaceae
Source: the annotation of a GenBank genome assembly